AUGCCGUUCUCUCUCUAUGCAGAUGCUCUCUCCGAUUGGUCUCCAAUGCAUGAGGCAGCGAUCCAUGGCCGUGUGCUCUCUCUGCGGAACCUCAUCAGACAGGGGUGGCCUGUGAACCUUGUCACAGUUGACCAUGUGUCGCCUCUCCAUGAAGCCUGUCUUGGGGGCCAUCCCUCUUGUGUUAACUUACUGUUAAGACAUGGGGCACUGGUGGAUGGUGUGACUACUGACUGGCACACCCCCUUGUUCAAUGCCUGCAUUAGUGGCAAUCGGGAGUGCUUGGAACUGCUUCUGCAGAAUGGAGCCAGCUACCUGCCGAUGAGUGAUCUGACCUCUCCAAUUCAUGAAGCUUCUAAGAGAGGCCACCUAGAAUGCAUCGAAUGCCUGACAGAAUACGGAUGCAGCGUUAACUAUAACAUCGGCACCCUCGGCACACCACUGUACUUAGCUUGUGAGAACAAGCAUAUUGCCUGUGUCAAGAGACUUCUGGAUUCUGGAGCCGAUGUGAACAUAGGCAAAGACCUCGAGUCCCCUCUGCAUGUGGCAGCCAGGAUCUGCUGUGAGGAGCUGGCCACUCUCCUGAUGGAUUAUGGAGCCAAUAUUUACAUCAAGGAUUCGGAUGACAAACGUCCAGUGGACCUGGUGACUCCUAAUUCCCCAUUGGCCCUUAUCUUCCGGGAGCGAGAAGGGCCCCCAACUCUGAUGCAGCUGUGCCGCCUGAAACUCCGUAAGUGCAUUGGAGUGCUUCCUGAACAGAAGAUCAAUUCGCUCAUGAUCCCCGAGGAGCUCAAACGUUUCCUCCUCCACCUUUAA
Messenger RNA from Suncus etruscus (white-toothed pygmy shrew), 813 nucleotides. It is a transcript of the gene ASB9, whose product is annotated as ankyrin repeat and SOCS box containing 9. The transcript has 6 exons. Lineage: Eukaryota; Metazoa; Chordata; Mammalia; Eulipotyphla; Soricidae. The record is from RefSeq and is a predicted model, not a curated record. Gene Ontology annotation, molecular function: protein binding. Bases 1 to 813 code for a protein of 270 amino acids. Gene Ontology annotation, biological process: intracellular signal transduction; protein ubiquitination; positive regulation of protein catabolic process.